Molecule: messenger RNA, 4564 nt
Organism: Protobothrops mucrosquamatus (brown spotted pit viper)
Lineage: Eukaryota; Metazoa; Chordata; Lepidosauria; Squamata; Viperidae
Gene: NEO1
Product: neogenin 1
Exons: 27
Biological process (GO): cell-cell adhesion
Cellular component (GO): membrane
Molecular function (GO): protein binding
Source: RefSeq, a predicted model, not a curated record
UCUCUUUCUCUUAUAGAAUCCACAGUGAGAACCUUUACUCCGUUUUAUUUCCUAGUAGAACCAGUGGACACUCUGUCAGUUAGAGCUUCUUCUGUUAUACUGAACUGUUCAGCAUAUUGUGAAUCACCUCCAAAAAUUGAAUGGAGAAAGGAUGGGACUUUCUUGAACUUGGUAUCCGAUGACCGCCGGCAGUUAUUACCAGAUGGAUCUUUGUUAAUCAACAGCGUUGUCCAUUCCAAGCACAAUAAACCUGAUGAAGGCCAUUACCAGUGUGUGGCAACGGUGGAGAAUCUUGGCACCAUUGUAAGCAGGACAGCUAAGCUUACAGUUGCAGGGCUUCCAAGAUUCAUUACCCAGCCAGAGUCUGCCUCUGUCCAUAGAGGAAACCCCAUAGUUCUUAACUGUGAAGUUAAUGCUGAUCUAGCACCAUUUGUCAGGUGGGAGUUGAAUCAUCAGCCCCUCUUUCUGGAUGAUCGUGUACUCAGAUUGCCAAGUGGAACUUUAAUUGUCAGCAAUGCUACAGAUGAGGACGCCGGAACAUACUGUUGUGUUAUUGAAAUUGGUGGCUCUCCCAAAUACAGUGACGAAGCAGAGAUUAAAGUUCUUCCAGAAUCUGACAUUUCUUCAGACUUGCUCUUCCUGAAACAGCCCUUUUCCCUUACCAAGGUGAUUGGGCAGAGCGCAGUUUUACCGUGUGUUGCUGCGGGCAUUCCUGUCCCUCUAAUCCGAUGGACAAGAAACGAAGAAGAGCUUGUUACCGAAAAUUCUCACAAAUUUCUAUUCCUGUCUGGGGGAACUCUGAAGAUAAAUGUUAUCAGCGAAGAUGAUUCAGGAACAUAUACUUGCAUCGCAGAUAAUGGGAAUGAAACUAUUGAAGCUCCAGCUGAUCUUACUGUGCAGGUGCCUCCCACGUUUCUGAAGCAGCCCACUAAUAUUUAUGCACACGAAUCCAUGGAUAUUGUGUUUGAAUGUGAUGUGAGUGGAAAGCCAACUCCAGUGGUCAAAUGGGUAAAGAAUGGAGAUGUGGUCAUCCCUAGUGACUACUUUAAAAUUGUAAAUGAGCACAACCUACAGGUUUUGGGUUUGGUGAAAUCAGAUGAAGGUUUUUAUCAGUGUAUUGCGGAAAAUGAUGUGGGAAAUAUACAGUCUGGAGCCCAGCUGAUAAUACUGGAUCAUGCACCAGCUACAACUGGACCUUUGCCUUCUGCCCCUCGAGAUGUUGUGGCGUCCCUUGUGUCUACUCGUUUCAUCAAGCUAACAUGGAGGACCCCUGCAUCUGACCCACAGGGAGACAAUCUUACCUACUCAGUGUUCUACACCAAGGAAAUGAGUAACAGGGAGCGUGUUGAAAACACAAGUCAUCCCGGAGAAAUGCAAGUGACAGUCCAAAACCUGAUGCCUGAAACAGUAUAUAUUUUCAGAGUGGUAGCACAAAACAAACAUGGACCUGGGGAGAGCUCAGUACCAUUGAAAGUAGCCACACAGCCUGAGGUUCAGCUUCCAGGUCCAGCCCCCAACAUUCGUGCAUAUGCUACCUCUCCCACGUCAAUCACUGUUACUUGGGGUACACCCUUAUCUGGCAACGGUGAGAUUCAGAACUACAAACUGUAUUACAUGGAGAAAGGAACAGAGAAUGAACAGGACAUUGAUGUUGGAGGUCUUUCCUAUACAAUAAUUGGUUUGAAAAAAUAUACAGAAUAUAGUUUCAGAGUUGUGGCUUACAAUAAGCAUGGUCCAGGAGUCUCUACUCAAGAUGUUGUCAUUCGAACCCUGUCAGAUGUUCCCAGUGCUGCGCCCCAGAAUCUAACACUAGAAGUGCAAAACUCUAAGAGCAUUAUGAUGCAUUGGCAGCCUCCUCCCACAGGAACACACAAUGGGCAAAUUACUGGCUAUAAGAUUCGCUACCGAAAAGUGAUACGCAAAAGUGAUGUCACCGAAAUCAUUGUGGGGACACAACUUUCACAGCUCAUUGAAGGUUUGGAACGAGGUACCGAGUACAGCUUCCGAGUGGCUGCCUUAACAGUUAAUGGCACAGGAAUAGCUACGGAUUGGAUAUCAGCAGAAACAUUUGAAAGCGACCUUGAUGAAACUCGUGUUCCAGAAGUGCCAAGUUCGUUGCACGUCCGUCCACUUGUAACCAGUAUUGUUGUCAGCUGGACCCCACCAGAAAACCAAAACAUUGUGGUCAGAGGCUAUGCUAUAGGGUAUGGUGUAGGCAGUCCACACGCUCAGACUAUCAAGGUGGAUUAUAAGCAACGAUACUACACUAUUGAAAAUUUGGAUCCCAGUUCCCAUUAUGUGAUAACUUUGAAAGCAUAUAACAACGUUGGUGAAGGAAUUCCUCUUUAUGAAAGUGCAGUGACUAGAGCCUAUACAGUGCCAGACCCCUCCCCCAUGAUGCCACCCGUGGGAGUUCAGGCUUCCAUCUUGAGCCACGACACCGUUCGCAUUACCUGGGCAGACAAUUCUCUGCCAAAGAGCCAGAAGGUUUCAGAUAACCGUUACUACACCGUCCGCUGGAAAACCAACAUCCCUGCAAACACAAAGUACAAGACAGCAAAUACAACAACCUUAAGCUUCUUGGUCACCGGCUUAAAACCAAACACCUUAUACGAAUUCUCUGUCAUGGUGACAAAAGGCCGAAGAGCAAGCACAUGGAGCAUGACAGCCCAUGGCACUACUUUUGAACAAGUUCCAACUUCUCCACCCAAAGAUGUAACGGUGGUAAGCAAAGAAGGAAAGCCCAGAACUAUAAUUGUCAACUGGCAGCCUCCAUCUGAAGCCAAUGGCAAAAUUACAGGCUACAUAAUUUACUAUAACACCGAUGCCAAUGCUGAAAUACACGAUUGGGUCAUUGAACCCGUCGUAGGCAAUAGACUGACCCACCAGAUUCAAGAGCUGACCCUUGACACAGCGUAUUAUUUCAAGAUCCAAGCCCGGAACUCCAAAGGCAUGGGCCCUAUGUCAGAGGCCGUUCAAUUCAGGACACCUAAAGCAUUGGGAUCUGCAGGAAAAGGAAACCGGCCAGUGGAUGUUGGAACAGAUUAUAAAACACCCAUCAGUGGAAGCAACAGCCCUCAUGGCAGCCCCUCCCCCCUAGAAUACAAUAUGCUUCUGAUAAUAAUUGUGUCUGUGGGAGUGAUCACCAUUGUGGUUGUAGUGAUUGUUGCUGUAUUUUGCACGCGACGGACCACCUCUCACCAAAAAAAAAAACGAGCCGCUUGUAAAUCUGUGAAUGGGUCUCAUAAAUACAAAGGCAAUUCCAAGGACGUCAAGCCACCGGAUCUUUGGAUCCAUCACGAGAGGCUGGAGCUGAAGCCUAUUGAUAAAUCUCCAGAUCCCAAUCCUAUCAUGACCGAUACCCCAAUCCCUCGUAAUUCCCAAGACAUCACACCCGUUGACAACUCUAUGGACAGCAACAUUCACCAGAGACGAAACUCAUACAGAGGGCAUGAGUCAGAGGAUAGCAUGUCCACCCUGGCAGGAAGAAGAGGGAUGCGGCCAAAGAUGAUGAUGCCCUUUGAUUCUCAACCUCCUCAACCUGUGGUUAGUGCUCAUCCCAUCCAUUCUCUUGAUAACCCUCACCAUCAUUUCCACUCCGGCAGCCUGGCCUCUCCAACCUGCAACUAUCUCCAUCAUCAGGCAAACCUAUGGCCAGUUGGCACAUCUGUGUCCCAUUCAGACAGGGCUAAUUCCACAGAAACGAUUCGAAAUACGCCUAGCACAGACACCAUGCCAGCUUCUUCGUCUCAGACAUGUUGUGCCGAACACCCAGAGCCAGAGAGUGCGUCGGCAUCCUACCUACCCAGUACCCAGGAAGAGGAGACAGGCCAGAAUCUCCCCACUGCCCACGUCCGUCCUUCUCAUCCUCUGAAGAGCUUCGCUGUGCCAGCCGUCCCACCCACUGGCAGCGCUUACGACCCUGCCUUGCCAAGCACCCCUUUACUAUCGCAGCAAGCUUCUAGCCAUCCAGUUCAUUCAGUGAAGACAGCAUCAAUUGGAACUCUAGGCAGGACUCGGCCUCCCAUGCCAGUUGUAGUCCCGAGUGCCCCUGAAGUGCAGGAAACCACAAGGAUGCUUGAAGACACAGAAAGUAAUUACGAACCGGAUGAACUCACCAAAGAGAUGGCCCACCUGGAAGGACUAAUGAAGGACCUUAACGCCAUCACCACAGCGUGAUCACUUUCCCCAAGGAAUGACUCCAAAUCACAGGUCUUGGGACUUCGCCUUGGAGCACAAGGAAAUGUAUAAAGACUAGGGGACAGCACAAAAGGAGACCUGCCACCAGCCGCGGCAGCAGCAUCAGGGCCCGUUUCUGGUUAACCAAGUGACUCUUCUCGCUCAUGGGGCUGAAACGGACCUCUUUGAAUGUUGGGAUUUCCGCUUCCUGUUGAGACGAUGAUGCUGAUACGAGGAAGGGAUGGGGCGACGUCUCAGGCUGAUGGAAUCCAGCAUCCAGACGAAGUUAGCCUCCAUCGGAGACCGCAUUUGUCUCGGAGCUGCGACCUUCCCUGCUUUUUCAGUGUUGGACAUUCACAUUUAUGUAAAAUUUUAUUUGUGUGUU